Molecule: messenger RNA, 765 nt
Organism: Acomys russatus (golden spiny mouse)
Lineage: Eukaryota; Metazoa; Chordata; Mammalia; Rodentia; Muridae
Gene: Pin4
Product: peptidylprolyl cis/trans isomerase, NIMA-interacting 4
Exons: 4
Coding region: 19-414 (131 amino acids)
Biological process (GO): rRNA processing
Molecular function (GO): DNA binding; peptidyl-prolyl cis-trans isomerase activity
Source: RefSeq, a predicted model, not a curated record
CAACGGCAAGCCUAAGAGAUGCCGCCGAAGGGGAAAAGUGGUUCUGGAAAAGGGGGGAAAGGAGGUGCAGCCUCUGGGAGUGACAGUGCUGACAAGAAGUCUCAAGGCCCUAAAGGUGGUGGCAAUGCUGUAAAGGUCAGACACAUUCUAUGUGAAAAACAUGGCAAAAUCAUGGAAGCCAUGGAAAAGUUAAAGUCUGGAAUGAGAUUCAGUGAAGUGGCCUCACAAUACAGUGAAGAUAAAGCCAGGCAAGGGGGUGACUUGGGUUGGAUGACUAGAGGGUCCAUGGUGGGACCAUUUCAAGAAGCAGCAUUUGCCUUGCCUGUCAGUGGAAUGGAUAAGCCUGUGUACACAGACCCACCAGUUAAGACAAAAUUUGGAUAUCAUAUUAUUAUGGUUGAAGGAAGGAAAUAAAAUCACAUGAAAGACUGAAUAAGUGUUUUAUAUUUUGUUUAGAUCUUUAAAAGGUAUGAAAUAAUCCUCAUGUCUUGUGAACUGUCAGUGUGAGUUUGUAGGAAAAGAUCAGGUGGCCAUGAGUAUGUUCUGCAGUCACUUUCAGUUAUCAGUUCUUAAUGAAGACCCAUGCAAACUCCUUUUAACUUGUGUUCCCAUUUUUCCCAGACUAACAUUAACCCUCAGCAUGUCUCAUAAAUUAACUCUGAAACCAUGUUCAGGAGUCAAAUCUUAGGCCCCUGAAAACCUUGGCAUGUAGUUAGUAGGUGAAUUGGCUCAUGAAAAACAUAACUCAAGUUAGUCAGCUCUGAU